UUCCUCUACAACAAACUUCUCCAUUAGAAUAAUCCCAAAAAUCUCACUUCAUCUCUCCCUCACCAUUAAUAUCCACUCACUGCAAGCGAACCCCAAACUGACCACUCUCUUUACAAAUCUGAAAAGAAAAUUUGUAUAUGAAAGAGAAGGAGACAAACAGAUCAGAACAACCCUCACUUUUCUAUACCUCUCUCUCUCUCUCUCACCUUUGCAUUAAGAGCUUGGUCUGUCAUCUCUGAUGAAGAUUCUAAUUAAGCCCCCAGCAGGAGAAAGGAGUAGGUGAUGAUGAGACUAUAAGAAGUGAUGUUAUGCUGGUCUAGAGAGGAUAUAUCCAUCCAGUAGUGCCAGAAAAACAAAACAAGAGCUAGCCUUUGCAGCAAAAAGGGUUUCUCUUUUGGCUGGCUAUAGCUAUAGCUCCUUUAAUAUCUACUAGCUCUCUCUCUCUCUCUCUGUCUUUGUAUCCCUUUGGUCAUCAUCAUCAUCAUGGCUUCAUCAAACAGACACUGGCCUAGCAUGUUCAAGUCCAAGCCUGCAAACUGCAGCACCCACCACCAAUGGCAGCAUGACAUCAACCCUUCUCUCGUUUCAAACGGAUGCCACCGACCCUCUUACUCCUCAGUCGCUGGGUGUGAAGAAAGAAGUCCGGAGCCAAAGCCUAGAUGGAACCCAAAACCAGAGCAAAUUCGCAUCCUCGAAGCCAUCUUCAACUCUGGGAUGGUGAACCCUCCGAGGGAUGAGAUUAGGAAGAUCAGGGCUCAGCUGCAAGAGUAUGGCCAAGUUGGGGACGCCAACGUUUUCUACUGGUUCCAGAACAGGAAAUCAAGAAGCAAGCAUAAGCUUCGCCACCUCCACAACUCAUCCAAACAACAAACCCAUCCCCACACCCACCUUCCUCUCACCACACCCGUCUCCACAAGCACUCUCAACAUCAUCAAUGCUGCUGCACCUUCUUCCUCCUCAUCCUCCUCUGAAAAAUCAUCUCCCAAAUCAGCACCAAACAACAAGGCCUUCUCCAUGGGGUUCUCCAACGCUGCUCAUGACGUUUCAAUUAACUCUCCAACUGCUUCUGUGAACCAGCAGAGCAGCUUCUUUCAGCCUCAUCAACAGCAUCACAGUGAGGUCUUGCCCGAACCCUUCUUUUUUCCAAUGCAUCCGAAUCCGAAUUGCAGUUUCACACAAGGGUUUUGCUUCUCUGAGCUGUCUAAUGUGGUUGAUGUUCCCAACCAUGGAACUCAUGAGCAAACUAAUAACACUGGGCCUUGCACAAGCCUGUUGCUGAGUGAGAUCAUGAGCCAUGGGGCAGCAAUGUCAAGGAAAGAAUACCAUCAAGAAGAUGAGAUGAAGGCCAUGAACAUGAAGAACAUGGACCCACACCACCUCAAUUACAGUCUCAAUGUCACCACCACAUCUCCAACUAGCCAUACUAAUAUGGUUGCUUCUCACACCACUGGCCCCACUACUAGUGUUGCUGUUCCAUCCCCCAUGAUUCACAACAUUCAAGGUGGUGUUGGGGAAGCGGGUGCAAUGGGCGCGGGAGGUGCGGAGAAAUCAACGGUGUUCAUAAACGACGUCGCAUUCGAGGUGGGUGCGGGUCCCUUCAACUUGCGUGAGGCUUUCGGGGAUGACGCCGUCCUCAUUCACUCCUCUGGUCACCCCGUUCUCACCAAUGAGUGGGGUCUCACCCUCCACUCUCUCCACCACGGCGCUUUCUAUUACCUCAUUUAGAAGAGUGGAAGCAAGCAAGCAAGCUAGAAGAGGCGGGCUCUGGUUUCUGCGUUGUCCUUUCUCCAUAUAUGUGUCUUCUCUAAUUAGCGCUCGCUAGGGUUUACUGUAUUAGCUAGGGCUUCCAUCCGUUAAUUAGUGGGUGUCUAGAGUAAUUUCAAAGUUUGUGUGGACCUACAUAUGUAUUAUUAUUAUUUUAUCUGUUUCUGGUUUAAGUAUUAUAUAUAAAUAUAUUUACCUGUGGCA
Prunus avium (sweet cherry) is the source of this 1968-nucleotide messenger RNA. It is a transcript of the gene HB-3, whose product is annotated as homeobox-3. NCBI's taxonomy places the organism in Eukaryota, Viridiplantae, Streptophyta, Magnoliopsida, Rosales, Rosaceae. Gene Ontology annotation, biological process: regulation of developmental process. Gene Ontology annotation, molecular function: DNA binding; DNA-binding transcription factor activity. The record is from RefSeq and is a predicted model, not a curated record.